AUGAGUGAUUUUGCUAAAUCGCAGCUUGAGAAGUUUGGUUGGGUUGCAGACACGUCUGGGAACCAAUGGUGGAAUUCAGUUUACAACCAAGCAUUGAAUAACAUCAACGUUGACAGUUCAUCAGAAAACAAGCCAGUCUUUAAAGUAACUAAGAGCAACGCGGUUGAAAUAGCUGCUGCAAAGCUUAAUAUAAACAUAGGAAAUUCCAAAAAAUCUAAGGACGGCUUAGUAUACGGAAAUUUUGUAAAAACUUCUACGUUAGAAGGGUCCAAAGAAGUCCAGAGUGCUUCCCAAAAAAAGCUGAGUGCCAAGAAAGAUGAUCCGGUGAUGUUCAAGGACUUUAUUGUCGACGAUGAUAAAUUAUUCAAGGCGUGUGGCGGCAGGACUGCACACAAGGGUGCUCGGCAUGGUCUCAAGCUCAGUGGAAAGUUGGCCAGGAUUCAACAGCAGGAGCUGUAUUUUGCCAAUCUUGCGGAAGUUAAAAGUGGCAAGAAGAGAGCACAUAUUGGCUGUACUGCUAAUGGUCUUGUUGUUAAGGAAAAACCUCCAGAGCUUGUUGAUGAUGCAUUAGACAAUAAAUUGAACGAUGAAGAUGAUCAGUACAAAUCUGUGUCGAAGAAAAGUAGCAGAAAAUUAAAGCGCAAACUAGAAGAUUUGAGCCAUAAAUUAUCCAGCUCACUUUGUCUUGAAGAGACAAAUGAUAAUGGUAAAAAAAAUAAAAAUAAAAUACAUGUGGAGCCUCAAUGUUCUGAGAAAGAUGCUGAUGUUGGUUUCAAAAGGAAAAAGAAGAAGAAGAAAGAGAAAAAGGAAAUUAUUGACUGUGAAUUUCUGAAUCAUAAAAUUGAAAAGAAGAAAAAAAAGAAACAUAAGAAAAAAGAGAAAGCUAAGCUGGAAUUGGUCUCUAAGAAUUUAACAAACUUUGAUGAAAUUGUUAAUAAUGUAUCUGAGAGUUUGGUUAAAGUUAAAAUUGAUAAAAAGAAAACUAAAAAAUAA
Molecule: messenger RNA, 993 nt
Organism: Cotesia congregata
Lineage: Eukaryota; Metazoa; Arthropoda; Insecta; Hymenoptera; Braconidae
Source: the annotation of a GenBank genome assembly